This is a messenger RNA of Ricinus communis (castor bean), 958 nucleotides long. RefSeq lists its product as uncharacterized. Lineage: Eukaryota; Viridiplantae; Streptophyta; Magnoliopsida; Malpighiales; Euphorbiaceae. The coding region runs from base 144 to 641 and encodes 165 amino acids. The record is from RefSeq and is a predicted model, not a curated record. The transcript is spliced from 2 exons.
CCCCGCUUCUAUAAAAUCCCUACACUGGCACCCCACGCCAAUCUCAUUUAUCCAUUUUCCACUAUUAUUUUUAUUCUCUUCUCUCUUUAACUGUUAGGGCUUUCCUCUCUCUACAAAACCACCAUCUCUGCGAGAGACAUCAAAUGGCUCAGCAAGAUGGCCAGAACGGGGACUCCGCCAAAGCUGCUGCAGCGGUCACUUUUACCGCCGUGAAUCCGCAGUUGCUGGUGGAGGCACCCAGGGCAAAUGAAGCUGUUCAGUUCUAUAAAGUGGCGUUUGGCGCUGUUGAGACUGGCCGUACAACUCAGCCUAAGCGUAAGGCUGAGCAGGAGCUCCCUCAUAUCAUCUCUGCUCAGCUCCAGCUCGCCGGCAGUACUAUUAUUGUCUCUGACCUAUCUGAUGACUCUGCACCAGAGAAGUCUCUGGCCAGCGGAAUCUCGCUGGUAUUGGUGACUGAGGACGUUGAAGCUGCUAUUGCGAAGGCUGUAGCUGCUGGAGCUGUUGCGGAAGGCGAGAUUGUUGAGGGCGACGGCGCGUACUAUGGUGGUGCUGAGCGCGUAGGCAAAGUCAAGGAUCCGUAUGGUUUCGUCUGGGUCAUUGCAUCCCUGGCUAAGAAGUCUACUGCAGACGUGGAAGCUUAAAGGCCGCUUGAUCUGACUUAUCCUGACUCUCCUAGUUAGUUGUAGCCAGUCAUCUUUUGCUUUUUUCGUUAAAUGAAACGGUGGGACCCUGGUUUCAGGGAAAAAAAACCGUUUCUAGCAAUGUAGUUAUAGAUGGUGAUUAGUAGGGGUGGAGGGGGCGGUGGUAGAGAUUGGCCUCUUCAGCUAUUUAAUCUCUCGUAGACCUUCUUUUUGGGAUGGUUAUUUUGGUAACAAAAAAAGUGACUUGGCGGUGGAUAUAUUUUAGCCGACAGCUGUCAGUUAUUAACUUUGAAUUUUAAUUGAUGUUAUCUUCUACC